This is a messenger RNA of Scophthalmus maximus (turbot), 6270 nucleotides long. RefSeq names its product proprotein convertase subtilisin/kexin type 5a (gene pcsk5a). Gene Ontology annotation, biological process: peptide hormone processing. Lineage: Eukaryota; Metazoa; Chordata; Actinopteri; Pleuronectiformes; Scophthalmidae. The transcript has 39 exons. Bases 1 to 5766 code for a protein of 1921 amino acids. Gene Ontology annotation, cellular component: Golgi membrane; trans-Golgi network. The record is from RefSeq and is a predicted model, not a curated record. Gene Ontology annotation, molecular function: serine-type endopeptidase activity.
AUGGCUCACAGAUUACAAAGUCUCCGAAAAGACACUGAAGUUCCUGACCGCACUACAAAUCUUCUGAAAGGGCCACGGUCGCACGGAAGCUCUGCCUGGAACUGCUCAAGUGUUAGCUUACCAUCAAAACAAACCCUCUGUCAUGCGACGAUUUACACCAACGACUGGGCGAUAAGAAUAAGAGGCGACCUUGAGUCCGUGAACAGAAUAGCAGAGAAAUAUGGAUUUACAAACACGGGUCAGAUUGGAGACCUGAAGGGCUAUUACAGUUUUCGCCACCACGAGACAACGAAUCGGUCCACUGUGUCCAAAAAAGAGGUGACUGUCAGCGUCGCCAAGGACACCAAGGUGGAAUGGCUCCAGCAGCAGGUGGUCCAGAGAAGAGAAAAGAGGAACUCCAGAGCAGGCGACAUCUUGGCAGACGUGAAAACCAAACACCUCCCCGCUGCCGAUGCUCAGUCCAUCCACGCCCAAACACUGCGCUUCAAUGACCCAGUGUGGGACAGCCUGUGGUACAUUCACUGCAGUGGUGAGUCCAAAGGCUGCCUGUCCCGAAUGAACAUCGCGGCGGCCUGGAUGAGAGGGUAUACAGGGAAGGGUGUGGUGGUGUCUGUCCUAGAUGAUGGCAUUGAGAGAGAGCAUCCGGAUCUGAAGCCAAAUUAUGAUCCGCUCGCCAGCUAUGAUGUGAACGGACAGGACCAAGAUCCUUCUCCGAAUUAUUCAGGCAAUGCUGAUAACAACCAUGGGACUCAGUGUGCGGGGAUGGUUGUUGCCGCUGCAAAUAACUCUCAGUGCACGGUUGGAGUCUCUUUCCAUGCACGGCUAGGUGGCAUCCGCAUGCUGGAUGGAGAUGUGACGGACAUCACAGAGGCCCAAUCACUGAGCUUCAGACCACAGUAUAUUGAUAUUUAUUUGGUUAGCUGGGGGCCAGAAGAUGACGGGGCCACUUUGGAGGGACCUGGGCCUCUGACUCAUCUUGCUUUACAGAAUGGCAUUAAAACAGGCCGACAUGGGAGGGGCUCUGUUUUUGUCUGGGCUUCCGGGAACGGGGGGCAAAAAGGUGACCACUGUUCCUGCGACGGCUACAGCAACAGUAUCUACACUAUCUCUGUCAGUAGCAGCACCUGGCGUGGAAACGCGCCAGAUUACCUGGAGCGGUGCACCUCCACGCUGACGACAGCUUAUACCGCCGGGGAGACGGAGGAGAUGGUGACAUUGGGUCCACAGCAGAGCUGUAGCUGGGCUCCGUCAGGGACGUCCCUCUCCUCCUCCAUGGCUGCAGGCGUCAUCGCUCUCACUUUGGACGCCAACCCCUUGCUAACCUGGAGGGAUGUGCAGCACAUCAUUGUCCGAACAUCGAAAGCUCGUCAUCUUAUUGCUCCUGACUGGCGCGUUAAUGGAGCCGGAUACGAAGUGAGCCACCUGUAUGGCUUUGGCCUGUUGGAUGCCGAGGGCAUGGUGAAGGAGGCUGAGCGAUGGAAACAAGUUCCCUCGCAGCAUGAGUGUGUGGAGGAGGCUCCCAUCCAGCCGAGCAGAGCUAUUCAUCCUGGCUCGGCGUUGACGUCUGUUUAUGAGACUACAGGCUGCUCUACCGAACCCCGGCAGCACGUUGUUUAUGUGGAGCAUGUCGUUGUGCGUGUUACCAUCGCUCACAGUCGUCGCGGCGACCUUUCUAUUACGCUCACAUCACCUUCAGGCACCGUGUCGCAGCUGCUCGCUAACAGGCCUCUUGACAACUCCACGGAGGGAUUUCAGAAGUGGGAAUUGAUGACGACCCAUUGCUGGGGGGAGCAGGCAGCGGGGGAAUGGACUUUGAAAAUCACGGAUACUCCCUCUCAGAGGAGAGACGACACUGAACUAGGGAUGCUAAAGGAGUGGUCCCUGGUGAUUUAUGGCACCGCAGAGCAGCCGUACCCUGCGCAUCGUGAGCGAGCCCGAUCAGCUGAGAUGCUGACGGACGGUGACCUCGCUGAAGAAUACAGUGGACCCUGCGACCCAGAAUGCAGUGACGACGGUUGUGAGGGGCCCAGCCCGCAGCAGUGUGUCACGUGCUUACACUUUUUCCUCAAGUUCAAGAACAACACAAGGAUGUGUGUGUCGGAGUGUCCCAGGGGAUUCUGGGGCGACCGCCGGCGUUGUAAGAGGUGCUACUCCUCCUGUGACAGCUGCACCGGGAGCCGCAGCGACCAGUGCACUUCCUGUCAAUCUGGUCAUCACCUGACUGAGGGCACCAGCACCUGCACAGCCAUUUGUGGGGAUAACUACUACCUCGACCACGAUGCAAACAUGUGCAGGAAGUGUAGUGAAAACUGCUUGAAGUGUUCCUCCUACAGCAUCUGCACAGAGUGCAGCCCCGACACAAGUCUGCAGGGGAAUCGGUGCCAGCGGAGCUGCGCCGCCGGUUUCUACCACGACAAGCAGGGAGGAGCGUGCGAGCCCUGUCACAGGGCCUGUGCCACCUGUGCAGGUGCAGGUGUCGAGGCAUGCAAACAAUGUGCAGAGGGCUACUUGCUGGAGGAGUGGAAGUGUGUGUCCUCCUGCAGCGCCAGCUUCUACAACACAGAGCCAAAUCUAGAGAUAGCUGAUGGACACAGGAUAUGUAGGAGGUGUGACCCCAGCUGUCUCACCUGUGUGGGGCCGAGCCGGGGGAACUGCAGCGGCUGCUCCAGCGGUCACAGCCUGCAGGAGGGAGUGUGUGUCGUCAACACCGUGUGCACAGACGGAGAGUACCAGGACAGUGACGGGAAGUGCCGUGCGUGCGAUGCAACGUGUCUGAAGUGCACAGGGCCGCAGAGCGGGGACUGCCUCAGCUGUGUUUCAUCACGGGCUCUGGAUGGGGGCCUCUGUGUGGUGGAGUGUGCCAAGGGCAAGUACCGGUCAGGCGGCCGCUGUCACCUGUGUGACCACACCUGUGCCACCUGUGUGGAUGCCGCGCUUGCCAGCUGUACCAGCUGUGACACUGACAAGUUUGGAAUGGAGCGUUACCUGUUUAAAGGUCGGUGUCUGGACGCCUGCCCCGAGGCCUUCUACCACACCAAGGAGAGGAGCUGCGAGCCGUGCUCGGACCACUGUCGGCUCUGCACCAGCCCCAGCCACUGCCUCAAGUGUAACUCCUCCUACUACGUCUCUGAUGGAGCCUGUGUGAAGCUGGAGUGUGGAGAAGGGGAGGUGGAGGAUCCAGAUUACGACGGCUGCAUGGCCUGCGAGGAGGGCUGCAGCAAGUGUGUCUUGUAUAACCCCAGGCAUUGUCUCUCCUGCACUGAGGGCUUUUACAAUUUCCAGGAUGGCUGCUACAAAAACUGCCCAGCUAAGACGUACAGCGUGGAGGAGGAGAUGACCUGCGUCCCGUGCGAUGACAGCUGUGUGAGCUGUGAUGAACACGAGUGUUACUGGUGUGAGACCGACCUCUUCUUAUCAGAGGGGAGGUGCGUUUCAGAGUGUCCCGGCGGUUUCUAUGGCGACGAAGACACCAAUGACUGUGAGGAGUGUCACUCAGACUGUGUGACAUGUAUCGGCCCGGGGGACAACGACUGUCUGUCAUGCGAGGCGGGGACGACGCUGGAAAAUGGAGAGUGUGUCUCUGACCACGAGGUCUGUCCCAUCAAGACCUUUCUCACCGAUGAUGGAGAGUGUGAGGACUGCCACCCAUCCUGUGAGUCCUGCUCUGGAGAGGAGAAGAACCAAUGUACAAAAUGUGCAAAAGGGCAGUUUUUGACCACGCAGCAAACAUGUGUGUCAAAGUGUCCGGGGGGUUCCUUUGCCGCUCGGCUGAGUGGUGUGUGUGAGGCGUGCCCUCGAGGCUGCUCGCAGUGUGUGGAUGCUCAACACUGCACCCGCUGUCAGAGCACUCGCAAAGCUCAGUUAUUCCUGCAGGACGGACAGUGUGUCCAACAGUGUGUCAGGGGUUAUCCCGCAGGCCAGGUGUGUCGUGGCUGCGCGGCCGGCUGUGCGUCCUGUGGGAGGAACGCCACUCACUGUCUCGAAUGUGAAGAACCUCUCGUCCUACACAGGCACCAGUGUUUGGAGGACUGUCCUCCUGCGCACGCCGUCCGGGACGGGGAGUGCCAACGCUGCCCCCCAGCCUGUCAGGACUGCAGCCCGCUCGGACACUGCACAGGCUGUGAGGAGUAUCAGUUCCUCCACGAGGGCCUGUGUGUGCGAGACUGUCCGGAGAGGUUCUUUGAGGACAAAGAGCGCGGGGAGUGUUCGCACUGCCACCCCGACUGCACUUUGUGUGACGGGCCGAGCAGCAAUGACUGUGACGCCUGUACGGACUCCGAGGCCACCCUGCACAACGGGGCCUGUCUGGCAGCCUGCUCCUCCCACACCUACAGGGACACCGUGACAGCAGAAUGCAAAGACUGCGAUGCAUCUUGUCUCGCCUGCUUGGGGCCCCACGCCGGCUCCUGCACCAGCUGCAGAGAGGGUCAGAGGCUGGAGGGCCACGGCCAUUGUGUGCCAUCGGCCAACAAGUGCUCGCCCCACCAGUACGAAGACCAGGAUGGCGAAUGCCACCCGUGUCACAAAUACUGCCACAGGUGCUCAGGUCCCCGAAAAACCCAGUGCGUGAGCUGCAACCAGGGGCAUCUCCUGCUCAACGGCACCUGUGUUGAUGAAUGCCCACCAGGCUACCAUGUGGACGAGUCGGGGCAGAGAUGUGAGCCGUGCCACCCUUCCUGUGACGCCUGCGUCGGAAAGCACAGCCACGAGUGCCUCGCUUGCAAAGUCCACCUAUUUCGAGAGGGCAAAGAGUGUGUGAAGACCUGCCAGCACAGUCACUAUGGAAACACGGGCUCAAGGAUGUGUGAGGAUUGCGACCCGAGUUGCGGCGAGUGCAACGGGGGCAGGGAGGACAGCUGCCUGAGCUGUGCCCCGGGGCUCGUCUACAUGCGGAGGGAAGGCCGGUGCCUCCCGUCAUGCCCCCGGGGAUACUACCACGACGCUGCGCACCGGACCUGCGAGCCCUGCCACGCCAGCUGCAGAGCCUGCUCAGGAAAGGAUUCCCAGUCCUGUGACUCGUGCUACACUGGAUACCUGCUCUCUGAUGGAACAUGCGAGUCCCUGUGCGACAUUGGCCAGUAUCCAGUUAUAAAGGGCUCAGGCCACGCUUGUGACGAGUGUGACAGCUCCUGUCUGGAGUGCCAGGGGCCAGGUCCAACCAACUGCACCGUGUGCCCUGCUCAGGCCAUCUUAGAAGCCGGAGGGCGCUGUCUGCUCUGUUGCCUCCACAAUGAGGAGGAGGAGGCCACAACACAGCAGCAGGACUGUUGUAACUGCACCGAGACCCGAGGAGAGUGCGUCCUCAGCACCAACUUGGCGUUCACGAAUGAGGAAGAGGAGGUGGCCAGAGGUAACCUGACAGUCUUCAUCAUCGCCUGCAUCCUGCUGGUGCUGGCGCUGGUGGCCGUCGUCUUCAUCAUCAGACACACCCGCUCCAAGAGGGCGCCCCCGGACAUCCCCCCUCGUGGCUAUGAGAAGCUGGGCUCUGGCGGGGGGUACGGAGGCGGCGGUGGCACACAUGGAGGCUACAGCUCUGCGUCUCACAGCGGCCGCGCCAGCUCCUCCGGCGGUCGCUUCCAGGAGUCUCAGUUAGUGGACGUCGGGGAGCAUCGCUCACGGAGCAAGGAUGAUGAUGAUGACGAUGAUGAGGACAUUGUUUACAUGGGCCAGGACGGCACUGUGUACAGGAAGUUCCGGUAUGGACAAUUAGGAGAGGACAACGAGGACGAGCUGGAGUACGAUGACGAGAGCUACACUUUCCGGUGAAGCAGAAGCAUUUCUCUUAAAAAAUAUUUCCUCCUCCUCCGCUGGACUCUUCGUCCCCUUUUAUUCAUUGCUCUGUGCUGUUUAUCUCUCCCUGCCCUGAGGGACAGACCCCUUUAUCCUUCACUGGAUACGAGUUGAACCAAAUGAGACAUGAGAAGCUAUUUAUAAUGAGCCGUAUUUUACAACUGUGAUUCAUUCACAAAAUGCAAUGAGCUGCAGAGAAUUCCAUGUCAUUUAACAUUCGUAAGGACUUUUAACAUAAUUAAGCUUGAUUUUCUAGACUUUUGUUUGGAUUAUAAUUACUUCCCACGUAUAACUUAAUUUAUCCUGGGCAUUUACUAGUUUUCAUUAGUCAUAUGUUCACAUCUCUGUUAAUUGUGUUGUUGGAUUAGCAUUUGAAAUUUUAAUAAUCAUGGUGUUUGUCAAGCUUCUCUAUAUUCACCUGUUUGCGGUCAUUUUGUUUAGAUUUAAAAAUGUGUUUAAAUAAACUCUUGAAAAGAAAAA